AUGAUACUAACUGACCAUAUACCCACAGUUACUCAUUUGCCUAGGAAUUUUAAUUCACUGUUAAUCAACUUUGUAUUCAUUUGGCUUGUAUGUGUUCAAACAAAUCUUCUUUCAAACAAAAUCUUAGAGAACUUCGUGUGCAUGCACCGUGACAAUGAUUUAAUUGCCUACGCCACAAAUGGAAAACUUGAGAUUAUUUCUCUUAGAAUAAGAAACAAAAAGUUCACAUUACGCAACCAUUGUGCAUGA
Messenger RNA from Clunio marinus, 249 nucleotides. Lineage: Eukaryota; Metazoa; Arthropoda; Insecta; Diptera; Chironomidae. The record is from the annotation of a GenBank genome assembly.